UUAGCCAAAGGGGGUCAUACAUCGACGUUGGUAGUUUCAAGGAGUUUCCACUGUGCACGAUUGUUAGAUUGUUAAUUGACAGUGCAUUCAACUACAAAGGUCGGUUUAAAAAUACGUAAAAGUAAACUAUUCGACUCCUACGCAAUGUCACAGCUUAACAAAACAGCAACAUCAGUCAAUUUAUCAAAUGUAAUGUAGUUAUAGCCGAAUGUAGCCUAUAGCCUAACAUUCUUUUGUCAAACUUUUUAAAUGUCUCUUUGAGGAUCCAAUCCAGGCACUGGAAAUAGCAUAAAGAAAACAUGCAUGACCCUGUGUACAACAUUCAUAACAGAAGGACAGGACAGAAUUUUGUUGCUUUUAGUUUUGUUAUUAUUAUUAUUAUUAUUAUUAUUAUUAUUAUUAUUAUUAUUAUUAUUUACACUGUCUAUAUUUUACUCUUAAUCCAAACUGGAGGGGGCUAUUUGGGGAGGUUGAUGGUCAUAAUUUAGGUGUAAAUUAUAAUUAUUCUUAUUAUGCCCAGUCUUCAAGAUGAAGACGCAGAAGACGAGCUUUUUAGACCUGCGCAUCAGUCGAUACCCAAAUGAAAUAAUGACCCAUAUGCUAAUCAAUUCCAGAAUUAGGAUACACCUGUUUAGAAAAUUAUGUAAGUGACAAGAUUUUGAGAUUGACUGCGUUUAGUGGGUUAUUUUGGAGCAAACAUGAUUAACCAUGUUUAGGUUCUCCUUCGUUGCUCCAAUUGUUCGCUGUAAUUGAAUUAAUGUCUUUGCUCUCCAUUUUAUGUCACUACUGAGAAUGUCAGAGCGAGAAGGAGGGCACGCUGCGCGUCUGAGUGUGACCACGGUCGCGCUGCCUGGGUAACGGAGCGGACAUUGGCUCACAGUCUGACUGACGUAGGAGGUCGUAAUUGAAAACAUUCCGUCGGAGCCGCGAACAGCUUUUCUACAGAUGAAUGAAACAUAAACAAUGAAUGUUUUGGUCACUUGUUUGUUUUUCGCGGCCGUCUCUUACUUCUACAGUAGCGACCUCCUGACUGCCUUUCGCAUUUAUGUUGUAGACAAAGUGCUCGGCACCAGCAUGCCAGAGUCUGUAGUGGACCGGCGGAGCCCGCAAGGUGUCCCCUACACGGAGCUGCGGCACAUCGUCGACGCCGACGGGCGACACUUGUUCUGCCGCUACUGGGAGCCCGAAGGCCCCCCAAGAGCCCUGGUGUUUUUGGCCCAUGGGGCAGGGGAGCACAGCGGCCCUUACAGCGACCUGACCAGAAUCCUCACAGGGCACAGCCUGCUGGUGUUCGCACACGACCACGUGGGCCAUGGGCAGAGCGAGGGGGACAGGAUGGUGAUUGAAAGUUUCCACAUCUACAUCAGAGACUCCCUGCAGCACAUCGAUCUGAUGAAGAGGAGGCACCCUGGGCUGCCGGUCUUCCUCCUCGGACAUUCCAUGGGCGGGGCGAUCGCCAUUCUCACGGCCUGCGAGAGACCCAGCGAUUUCGCCGGAGUUGUGCUGAUUGGACCCUUGGUCCAGAUGAGCCCAGAAUCAGCCACGCCCUUCAAGGUGUUCAUGGGAAAGGUUCUCAACCACGUCAUGCCGAGCCUCCCUAUGGGAGCCAUCGACUCCAAAUGGAUUUCUAGGGACCCGAAGGAGGUAGAGGCGUAUGACAAAGACGAGCUGAACUACCAUGGCGGGGUACGCGUGUCGUUUGGGAUGCAGCUGCUGUCUGCCACGCAGCAGAUCGAGAAGGCCAUUCCUGGCAUCACCUGGCCCUUCCUCAUUCUCCAUGGCGACUGUGACAAACUGUGUGACAUCAGAGGUUCACAUCUGAUGAUGGACAACUCCAAGAGCGCUGACAAAAAGCUGAAGGUGUAUGAAGGUGCAUACCACGCCCUUCACCAUGAGCUGCCGGAGACGAUGGCCUCGGUUCAGCAGGAGGUGAGCACGUGGAUCACGGAGCGGAUCCCAGAGCAGAACCAGGAGCAGAACCAGGAGCAGAACCAGGAGCAGGUCCCGGGCUCCUACCCCUAGAGCAUCCACCCUCUUCCAUCCUCCUGUCUGUCCUCCUCCCUGCCUCUCCUCCCUGCGCGGUCCUCUCCCCCGCGCACCGACUGGAGCAGCCUGCCGCCAGACUCGCCACAACCCCGGCAACGACCAAUCACAGUCCAGCGGCCCGGCAGCCCCCUCCACUCCACAGGUUAGCAGACAAGCCAGGAGGAGAGGUGAGCAGGCCAGCAGGUGGUCAAGGCGCUUAUGAAUGUCUCCUGACCCCACAGAGAAGCAUCUAGAACCGACUUUGCGCCAAGGAUUCAGAGGUGAAGUUCUGUAUAUUUAAAGGGCAGACCCAGAGAUUGUGUUAAUGAGAGAAAUAAUGUAUUUAAUGAAUUCCCUAUAUCAUAGAUUUUCAGUGUGGGAGUGGGUCAUUCCUUCCUGUGGAGAAAUGUUCUUUCUGUCAAACAUCAUGUGCUCAUUAGACAAUCAGCUCCACAGUAGGGCACAGUUGUUGUUUUUUAUCAUUGGUGCCCCCUGGUGGUCACCUGGCAGUACUGCCUACAAGUCAACAAGCACAUAAAAUGGAACUGCUUGUUACCAUGGUAACAUUCCAUGAUAUGAAAUUCCGUGUAGAAAAAAUAAGCAAACAAGGAGCUCCAUCAGGAAUUCUGCAGAAGCUGUGUACUGUUCAAAUCCAUGCCGCAGUGAGAGCACAGGCAAUAUGUGACAUGGACUGUGAAUUGCAUGCUGGUUACUGUGCAUCUCUCUUCAUUAGACAAAUAACUGUAUGACUACUAAUGAAUUUACAUGUGUGGGAAUGUGUUUUUAUCUACCCUGUAUUUUGUAUGUUAGUUUCUAGUAUGUUAAUAUGGUCAUAAGAAUUGAUUUAUCAUAGAUCUAUUGUAAGGUUAGCAGAAUAGAUGUUGACAGUCAAUAAUAUAAUCAAGCGGGACUGGAUUUCUUGAAUCAGGAUGUGUGCUUCAUUGUGAGGUGUGUGUGUGUGUGUUUGUAUAUCUGCAUGUCUGUGCUGAUGUAUGUUCUUGGAUGAGUGCAUGUGCUUGCCUGUGCGUGUUGGCACGUAUGUGCGUUUGUGGGCGUUUGUGUGUGUGCGUUUGUGGGCGUGUGUCUGUGUGUGCGUUUGUGGGCACGUGUGUGUGCGUGUGUGUUUGCUGAGGUACGUUUACGUGCAAGUGCGUGUUCAUCCUUGUGUGUGGUGUGUGUGUUUGCAACAUUUCUGGGUGUGUGCAUGUGUGUGUGUGCUUGAGUGUAUGUCUCUGCAUGCGUGAGUGUGAUUGUGAGUGUGUCUGUGUGUGAGUGUCUGUCUGUGUGUGUCUGUCUGUGUGUGUGUGUGUGUGUCUGUCUGUCUGUCUGUCUGAGUGUGUGUGUGUGUGUGUGUGUGUGUGUGUGCGCCACAGAGUGGUCACCAGUCCGUGGUCGUCUGCAGUAUAUGCCAGUACUAUGAAGCUCGGAUCCUCUCAGUGGAGAAAAGGCAGGCACUUUUUUAAAACGUGUGUUUGUGUGUGAGUGUGUCGCAGGCACUUUUUUAAAAAUGUUUUUCAAUUAAAGUAUAAAUCUGACACAGGCAUUGUGUUAACACAUGAACAUUACAAUUUUAGUAAAUGUAACACGAUUAUUACUGUACAUAUUUUUUAAGCUGUGGGUCGUGGCUUUAUGGCAUUGAUUGGAGGAUGGCCACAGGCUGACAGAAUAUGGUUUGGGUUAACAUGAUGUGGUUUGGGUUAAGAGGCUGACACAAUGUGGUUUGGGUUAACAUGAUGUGGUUUGGGACACUGUGUUGAAUUCUUGCAGUCAGGAAUACUCAUGUUUUUAUGUACUUGGUGCAGGUAAUAAAACACUAGAUAUCUUUCA
This is a messenger RNA of Conger conger (European conger), 3852 nucleotides long. RefSeq names its product monoglyceride lipase (gene mgll). Bases 964 to 2022 code for a protein of 352 amino acids. Gene Ontology annotation, cellular component: membrane. Lineage: Eukaryota; Metazoa; Chordata; Actinopteri; Anguilliformes; Congridae. Gene Ontology annotation, molecular function: lipase activity. The record is from RefSeq and is a predicted model, not a curated record. The transcript is spliced from 7 exons.